CCCGGCCCGGACGGCGGGCUGGCGGGCGGAAGGGUGGGUGGCGCCGGCGGCGCGCUCGUAGGCGCGCGGAUGCUCGGGGCUCGCCACGGAGCCUGUGGGGUCCUGGCCGCCGCGCUGCCGGAACAACAGCCUCGCUACUUGGGGCGUGGGUAGGGGGCUGCUCGCCCCGGCUUGGCUGCUCUACGCUUUCGGAGAGGGCUGAGCCUUCUCCCGGGGCGACGUGGACGGGACACGCAGGUGAGGACGCGGCGUGGGGCCGCGGAGCUGGAAGCCCGCCCCGGCCUCCCUUCUCGGGGCUCAGCCAGCCGCCUGCCCCCGCCCGAGUCCCUCCCAGCGCUUCUGGCCGCUAGCCGCUCGGAUCACGUUGGAAUCGGUGCCCGAGUCGCCUGGCCUGCCUUCCCAGGAGGGUCCCUAAGGUGUUUGCAAUGGCCACAGCUGUGAACUUAGAGCUUGAUCCCAUUUUCUUGAAAGCACUAGGUUUCUUACAUUCCAAGAGUAAAGAUUCUGCUGAAAAGCUAAAAGCAUUGCUGGAUGAGUCUUUGGCUCGGGGCAGUGAUUCAAGUUACCGUCCAACGCAGAAGGAUGUGGAACCACCCAAAAUUUCAAGCACAAAAUCUAUUUCUAUUAAGCAAGAGCCCAAAACGUCAUCUAGUCUUCCUUCUGGCAAUAACAAUGGCAAAGUCCUUUCAACUGACAAGGCCAAGAAGGAGGCUGAGAAGAGGCCUGCUGAUAAAAUGAAGUCAGACAUCACUGAAGGAGCUGAUAUUCCAAAGAAACCUAGAUUGGAGAAACCAGAUACACGAUCCUCUCCCAUUACUGUCCAGACCAGCAAGGAUUUAGCUAUGGCUGACCUUUCGAGCUUUGAGGAGACAAGCGCUGAUGAUUUUGCGAUGGAGAUGGGAUUGGCCUGUGUUGUUUGUCGACAGAUGACAGUGGCAUCAGGUAAUCAGUUAGUGGAAUGUCAGGAGUGCCAUAAUCUCUACCACCAGGACUGCCACAAGCCUCAGGUGACGGACAAGGAAGUGAAUGACCCUCGCCUGGUGUGGUAUUGUGCCCGAUGCACCCGGCAGAUGAAGAGAAUGGCUCAGAAAACUCAGAAGCCCCCACAGAAGCCAGCUCCUACAGUGGUGUCCACAGCCCCAGCCGUCAAGGAUCCCUUGGUUAAGAAACCAGAAACGAAGCUCAAGCAAGAGACCACCUUCUUAGCGUUCAAGAGGACAGAAGUCAAGACAUCUACCGUUAUAUCAGGAAGUUCUUCUAGCACCAGUGUUUCCUCUUCUGCAACCAGUGGCCUCACUGGAUGGGCUGCUUUUGCAGCCAAAACAUCCUCUGCUGGGCCAUCAACAGCAAAACUGAGUUCAGCAACACAAAACAGUGGGGGGAAGCCAGCUGCCUCCGCAGCCAACCAGAAGCCCGUGGGUCUGACAGGACUGGCGACAUCAUCCAAAGGUGCACUAGGAUCCAAGAUAGGUCCAGGCAGCAGCACUUCCCCCACCGUGUCACUGAAACCGCCACCUCCUCUGACCCUGGGCAAAACCGGCCUUAGCCGCUCCGUUAGUUGUGACAAUGUCAGCAAGAUAGGUCUUCCAAGUCCUACUAGUUUAGUACCAGGAAGCAGCAGCCAGCUGAGUGGGAAUGGAAACAGCGGCUCAUCGGGACCCAGUGGAAAUUCCACCAGCAAAACCACCGAAGCCAGCAGCACGCCCUCAGCAUCCCUUAAGGGUCCAACGUCUCAGGAGUCACAGCUCAACGCCAUGAAGCGCUUGCAGAUGGUCAAGAAGAAAGCUGCCCAGAAGAAACUCAAGAAGUGAAGUGGUUGUAUGUCUUAUUGCCAUGGAGAGGAAGUGGCCACUAUAGGACAAUGGACUGCCGGAUUCCAUAAUUUAAUAAAAGUCUUGAUAAUCCCUC
Octodon degus (degu) is the source of this 1908-nucleotide messenger RNA. RefSeq names its product integrator complex subunit 12 (gene Ints12). The transcript is spliced from 7 exons. Gene Ontology annotation, cellular component: integrator complex. Bases 426 to 1811 code for a protein of 461 amino acids. The record is from RefSeq and is a predicted model, not a curated record. NCBI's taxonomy places the organism in Eukaryota, Metazoa, Chordata, Mammalia, Rodentia, Octodontidae. Gene Ontology annotation, biological process: snRNA 3'-end processing.